This is a messenger RNA of Capsicum annuum, 1607 nucleotides long. RefSeq names its product auxin-responsive protein IAA26. NCBI's taxonomy places the organism in Eukaryota, Viridiplantae, Streptophyta, Magnoliopsida, Solanales, Solanaceae. Gene Ontology annotation, biological process: regulation of DNA-templated transcription. The transcript has 6 exons. The record is from RefSeq and is a predicted model, not a curated record. Gene Ontology annotation, cellular component: nucleus. Gene Ontology annotation, molecular function: protein binding. The coding region runs from base 556 to 1431 and encodes 291 amino acids.
UUGUGUGAGAGAGAGAGAGAGAAAUAGAUGGGAAAAAGGUGAAAAAAAGGGUGGUCAGCACAGCACAGCACAGCACGCUUUGCUUAUAAAACCAAAAAAAGAGAGAGUAACCAAAAAUACUUUUGGGGUUUAGUUCAGUGGUUGCGUGUGUUUUGCUCCAAUUCCGUUUUGCUGUUUCAGGGAAUCUCUCUUCUUCUCCACUGCCCCUAUAUACAUAUACAUAUACAUAUACAUACACCCCUUUUAUGUUUCUACUGUUUACUUCAUCUUCUCCAUUAAACUCACAUGCUUUAGUGGUCUUACUCUUGAAACUCACAAGAAAUAAUUAUUCUUCCAAAGAAAAUAUAUAUACUACUAGCCCUCCUUUGCUUUGUGGGGUUUCUCUGGGGUUCUUGAUUUGAAAAAGUGUUGGCCAUUUGUGGGUGUUAACAGUAUUUAUACAUAGUUCUUUCUCCACCAUUAUGUGGGUGUCUGUCAGUUCAAGCUCCGGUUAAGAUUCAAGGAAGUAUUUUUUUAGCUAAAGUUAUCGAAACAAAGUUUCUAAGGUCGAGUAAAAUGGAGGGUUAUUCAAGAAAAUGGCUAAUGCAAAGAGGAGAAGAAAACAACCAUGAAAAUUCUGAGGAAAAAAAGCUGGAGUUAAGGCUGGGUCCUCCAAUUGGUGACUGGUCUUCUAGUUCUAGUGAAAAGGAUGAAACACUUUUCCCUUUUAGUUACAUCUCAAAGUCCAACAAUGGAAACAACCAAGUCCAAAAAUUUUCUUCAUUUCUUCAGCUUCAACCAACAGCACAGAACCAAAGUGUGAUGGUACAAGAAUCAUUACAGACAGGCUGCACAAAACCAACAGACGUGCAGCAGUGUACAGAGAAGAAAAAAGCAGUGCCUAACAGUGCUCAGAAAAGGACUGCUCCAGCACCAGUUGUGGGUUGGCCUCCAGUUCGUUCAUUUAGGAAGAAUCUUGCAAGUAGCAGCUCUGUGAAACCUGCUGCUGAGUCGUCACAGAAUGUGGUCCCAAGUAAGAGUGCCAACGAAAAACCAAUGGAAAUUUGUCAGAAAGGUUUAUUUGUUAAGAUCAACAUGGAUGGUAUUCCUAUUGGAAGGAAAGUUGAUCUUAAAGCUUAUGACAGCUAUGACAAGCUCUCUUCUGCUGUUGAUCAACUUUUUAGAGGCCUUCUUGCAGCUCAAAAUGAUCCAUCUGCUUGUGGGAAUGAGAAGAAAGAAGAAGGGGAGAAAGCGAUAAGUGGUUUAUUGGACGGAAGUGGGGAAUAUACUCUUGUAUAUGAGGAUAAUGAAGGUGACAGGAUGCUGGUUGGGGAUGUCCCUUGGCACAUGUUUGUGUCUACUGUGAAAAGGCUACGUGUGUUGAAAAGCUCCGAUCUCUCUACACUUACUCGUGGAACCAAGCAGCGGGGACAGGCUGAUGUAAUGAUAUGAAUGAGCUAACGAGAUAUAGAAUCAACACAUCUGAGAGAAGAGAGUGACUUGUUUUGUCUGGGAUUGAAUGUUUUUUAUUGUUGUAGUAGUAGCAGAAGCGAAAAAUGUUGAUGUAAAUUAUGAAAUAUUACUGCUAAUAUUUGUGUUUUCGGGAGGCAAAAAAAUUAUUGCUUUCA